This is a messenger RNA of Diorhabda carinulata, 2743 nucleotides long. RefSeq names its product ribosomal protein S6 kinase delta-1. NCBI's taxonomy places the organism in Eukaryota, Metazoa, Arthropoda, Insecta, Coleoptera, Chrysomelidae. Gene Ontology annotation, molecular function: ATP binding; phosphatidylinositol binding; protein kinase activity. Gene Ontology annotation, biological process: protein phosphorylation. The record is from RefSeq and is a predicted model, not a curated record. Bases 125 to 2335 code for a protein of 736 amino acids. The transcript is spliced from 12 exons.
ACCAAUAUUUAAAUGUCAGAAUCAGCUGUGGUAGGAGGUGUGUUAUGACUUUUUCAAAUAUUGUUUAAACAGAUAAUAAUAAAGAAUAACUUAAUAGUAGUUAUAUGAGCUUUGAAGAUUGAUAAUGGUAUCCGUACACGAUAAGUGGAUCAGAAUUUUUGAUAUUCCCGAUGUUCGAAAACAUAAGAAUGGAUUUACAAUAUAUAAAGUAGUUUCAAUGUUAUAUCCAGAGAACUGUCCUGAUGCUGUUACUCGAGUAAUUGUAUGGAAAAGAUUCAACGAUUUUCGGAGAUUGAAUAGAGAACUUAAAGGGUUAUACAAGAAGUUAACAACAAACAAAGAUUUUCCCAACUUACCUGCUAAAACAGUUUUAAAAAGGUUUGAUGAUGAAACUAUUCAGGAACGAAAACAAAGUAUCUUGAAUUUUCUGGAAUUUAUUGGGGCGAAUAGUCAAUUGUUCACUUGCAAAGAAUUUGCAAAAUUUCUUGAGACCAGUUAUACUCCAGUAGAACAUUUAAGUAGUAAUAUCAAUUCUAUAAGAGCAGAAUUGAAACUUCCAGAAGAUCCUGAAGUUAGUACCACUCUUUCUGAAGAUGACAUUACUAUCAGUGAUACAGAUUCUGUAUCCACUGUGUACAGCUUAAAUUACACUUCUCAGAUAGAUACAUUGACAGAAUCCACAAAAUUACAUCUACAUCAUCCAAAACUACAAAAAUUCAAUUCAUCAACCUCCAUAAACUCUCAUACAUCAUCAAAUAAUUCAGAUUUAUCUAACAUAACAAAUAUAUUUGAUAACAUGAGCUUAUUAGAUGGACAAGGUCUUCCAUUUAUAAAGAACUUGGAUGAGAAUGUACAAUAUAUUCUUGAUGCUUCUGUACACAUAAAUUUAGCCUCUGAGCUGGAGGAAGAUAGAAAAUAUCAAGAGGCUCAUAUUGCUUAUAAUACGGCGAUUGAUAUUUUAGUUAAAUAUGGAAUUGAUGAUACCAAUUAUGAAAGAAGGCAACUAGUGAAAUACAAAGUGGAUAAAUACAAAAUACAUGCUGAAAAAAUAUACAACAUGUACUUGUCUCCAGAAAUAAAAGAUCUUCAGUUUACGACUGAACCUGAAGAAGAAGAACAUCCAAUUAAAAGGCCGUUAUUUGAUCUUUACAAAUACAAAGUGGUUAAAAUUCUAAAUAAUACAGGAAUUUUGGUUCUUCAUUCUGAAUUACAGAAAUUAUUUUAUAUUAAAAUUAUUCAGAAGACCUCUCAGUUCCUAGAAGAAAAUUUAAUAUUGCCUAAGCAUGUGCCUUAUAUGGUCAGACUUGACAGUCAUUAUAAUUGUGAAAAUGCUGUUUUUUUAGUAUUAGAAUAUUGUAGUGGUGUGAAACUGUCAGAUUAUCUUAAGAGACAAGUCGACGACCCAAUGUUUAAAAAAACUAAUGAAAUUCUAACUUGUCAAUUUCAAGAUGAAUCAGACAAUGAAUCAGAACUAAGCUUUACUGAGCUGAUAAAUGAUUAUAAUAAUUCCAGAAUGGCAACUUCUAGUCAGAAACGUUCCAAUAGAGAUUAUUUUAAAGAUGACAAAAAUAGAUGUAGUAGUGAUGAUAGUUUUGAGAAAAUCGAUAUGGAAGGUCACCCUGUUGAAAAAACAGUUUCUGAACAAAAUUUGGAUAUUGAACAAUCAAGUACAUCUAAUGACACGAUUUUUACAGAACAAAUUUUUCGCCAACAAAAGUAUACUAGACGAAAAGAUAAAGAUACUGAUAAAACUAUUAGUAGUAGCAGGAAGCAAAGUACAGCUAGUAGCCAAAGAAGUCAGUUUUCAAGUUUUGACAUGGAAACGUUUACGGAUAGGAUACUUGUGCCAGAUUACAUAGUUGUAAAAUGGACUGCUCAGUUGUUAAUUGCCUUGGAUAAAUUACACACGUUAGGAGUUAUAUGCAGAGAUUUGCAAAUGAAAAAUUUACUUAUAGAUGACAAUGACAAUUUGGUAUUAACCUAUAUGUGUAAUAUUAAAGAAUUACGUGACUUAUUUUCAACUAAUAUUAACUACAACUUAGCACCAGAAGUAUACAGCUUCCAUCAAGUAACUAAUUCAGCUGAUUGGUUCAGUUUUGGAGCGAUACUGUAUGAGCUGCUUGUAGGCAAACCUCUAUCAGAAAUACAUUUAAAUGGUUUAAGUAGUUGUACCUGUCUAAGAAUUCCAAGAUAUGUUUCUCCGGAAGGAAGAUCGAUUUUAAAACAGUUACUUACCUAUGAUCCAGAGGAUAGAUUAGGUAGCGGCAUCAAUGGUACAGAGAACAUUAAGUCGCAUCCUUUUUUUAAAUCAGUAUCCUGGAAUUCCUUAAUUUGAUUUCAUUACUCUUUUGCUUACUAUGUGAUAAUUUUUGUUGCAUUUAAUGUUUUGUUUGUCACAUUCUAUGUGAGUUUAUUUUUUAAUUGUAUUUAUAAAGUUUUGCUUGGCAGCAUAAAGUUAUUGCUGUAUAUAUUUUGUAAAUAGCUAUAACAUCUGUGUUAUUUAAAUACACGUUAUCACUGUCUAAUCGAAUAAUUUGAUUACCGAAACGAAUUUUUAUAGAAAUUGUAGUGAUACAAAAUACUCUAGCUAUUACCACUAAAUAAAAAAAUACCAUAACUGCUUAAUUUUUCUUUAAAGUGAUACGGAAUGACACUUCGUCAUAAUUUUAGUUAUACAGAAUGUAUUUGAUUCAUAAUUUUAUAAUUCUUGAUUUACUAUUUGAAAUAUACUAAUUGAAUCAUA